Molecule: messenger RNA, 378 nt
Organism: Suillus subaureus
Lineage: Eukaryota; Fungi; Basidiomycota; Agaricomycetes; Boletales; Suillaceae
Exons: 5
Coding region: 1-378 (125 amino acids)
Source: RefSeq, a predicted model, not a curated record
AUGUCUGAUACUCAUCACAGUGUUGCCUUUGUCGUGUGGUUAUUGAGGCUCGAGAGUUUCUUGGCCCAGAGAGCAAUCAAAGCGGGUGGCAAUUCACGUUUCGAUGAAGUAAAGGACAAAGCUCUUUGGGACAGGCAGAAAUCCACGUGGCGCCGCGACAAGCAGGAAAAUAAUCUUUCAUUUCCAAGGGGGUGUGGAGCCAGAGUCGUCGUCAUCCCAAGUUCAUACGUCGCGCAUAGUAGUUAUGUGGACGAACUUGGCAUCUGGACCGGAACGUUCGGUCUCGCCGCAUUUUCUGGCACACUACCUGUCUCUGUGUCAGGUGUUCCUCCUCUCGAGCGCGCCGCAGGAACAAUGUUGGGCGACAAUGGGAAAUGA